Astyanax mexicanus (Mexican tetra) is the source of this 5714-nucleotide messenger RNA. RefSeq names its product isocitrate dehydrogenase [NAD] subunit gamma, mitochondrial. Gene Ontology annotation, biological process: isocitrate metabolic process; tricarboxylic acid cycle. The transcript is spliced from 13 exons. Gene Ontology annotation, cellular component: mitochondrion. Bases 178 to 1350 code for a protein of 390 amino acids. Gene Ontology annotation, molecular function: NAD binding; oxidoreductase activity, acting on the CH-OH group of donors, NAD or NADP as acceptor; magnesium ion binding. Lineage: Eukaryota; Metazoa; Chordata; Actinopteri; Characiformes; Acestrorhamphidae. The record is from RefSeq and is a predicted model, not a curated record.
AAUGUGCAGCACUUGACCAAACCAAAGGGUAAAUACAGUGUAUCCAUAAGGAUUUCUCUGUACGGAAGGUGAAACCGCGUCUGUGUAGCCUGUGUAAUGUGCUGUGCAUUGCUGGAGAUAGCCAGGCCUGCUCCAGAACCCAGGAAGAGCUGCAGCUCAGAGACACUCUGAUACAGAAUGGCAGCAGCCCGGUCAGUCCUGUCGCUCUCCAGGAUUUUACAGCCGUGGAGCGGAGUGACGGGCGGCACGGUGAUAAGACCAGUUCUAUGCAGUAGGAGAGAGAAGACCACUUAUACACCUCCUCCUGCUAAGUACGGAGGCCGACACACAGUGACCCUGAUUCCUGGAGAUGGGAUUGGACCUGAACUCCUGAACCAUGUCCGAGAGCUCUUCAGGUUCUGCUGCGUCCCUGUGGACUUUGAGGUGGUGACGGUUGAUUCGUCUGUUGUUUCAGAGGAUGAGAUUAAUAACGCAGUCACAGCAAUCAGACGCAAUGGAGUGGCACUGAAGGGAAACAUUGAGACCAAUCACAACCUUCCACCUUCUCAUAAGUCCAGGAACAACCUGCUACGCACGUCUCUGGAUCUUUAUGCUAAUGUGAUGCACUGCCAGACCCUGCCUGGAGUUCAGACCCGCCACAAAGACAUAGACAUCAUCAUCAUCAGAGAGAACACUGAGGGAGAGUACAGCAGCUUGGAGCAUGAGAAUGUCCCUGGAGUGGUGGAGAGUCUGAAGAUCAUCACCCGAGUGAACUCUUUGCGGAUUGCUGAGUAUGCCUUCAAGCUAGCGAGAGAGAAAGGCCGCCGCAGGGUCACAGCUGUACAUAAGGCUAACAUCAUGAAGCUGGGUGAUGGGCUCUUCCUGCAGUGCUGUAAAGAGGUGGCAGCAGGAUAUCCUGAUAUUGCUUUCGACAACAUGAUUGUGGACAACACCACCAUGCAGCUGGUUUCAAAACCCCAGCAGUUUGACGUGAUGGUGAUGCCCAAUCUGUACGGUAACGUGGUGAGCAACGUGUGUGCCGGACUCGUCGGUGGACCAGGCCUGGUGCCAGGAGCCAACUAUGGAAAGGACUACGCUGUCUUUGAAACAGCCACAAGAAACACUGGGAAAAGCAUUGCUAACAAGAACGUUGCAAACCCCACUGCUACACUGCUGGCCAGCUGCCUGAUGCUGGAUCACUUAGGGCUUGUUGACUACGCCAGUAUGAUCCGGAAAGCCAUUUUCAAGACGCUCUCAGAGACUCGGUUGCACACAGCUGACAUCGGGGGGCUGGCCACAACAUCUGAGGUGGUGCAGUCCAUCAUGCGGGAGGUGCAGAAGACAGGACCUCUUACUUCUGAAUAUAUUUGAACACAUAGUUCAGCUCAACACCAGGUAGAAAUCUUCAAUCAGUCAAGCAUAAAGCUGCUGUGCGUGUGUGUGUGUGUGUGUGUGUGUACAUGCAUACUGCUGUACAACCAGGCCAUGACAUCAUACUGUACUGUACAUAAAGUAAAAGUAGAUAGCACUUAAGCUUUGGAAUGUCAUACUGUCUGAAUAUUGUGUCUAAAAAUAACUAGUUUAAUAAGUUUAAGUUUUUUUUUUUUUUUGAAUUAGAAAGUGGUACAUUAUUGCAAGCUAAAAUACAAUGCAGCUUAGAAAAUACAUUAAGAAUAUUCAGAAAAGUAAAAAUUCUGUAAAUGAAAAAAAAAACAGCAUUGUCUUAUCAUACGCUCAUCUUUACAUUUACCUGAUGCUCUUACUCAGAGCAAGUUACAAGGUUACUUGUAUUACUUACAGACUAGAGUCAAUCCAAUAUAGUGGUAGGGGUUUAUUAGUGUUUAAGGCAGCAUAGUCACCCAGACCAGAAAUUGAACCCAAGUCUCUUAAAUCUCCUACAUCACAGUUACAGUUACAUAUUGGCUUUUUCUGUUGCGCCACACCAACCUUUCUUUACAAAUAACUGCUUAUUCUGUAGUGCAUACUGCUGUUUACAUUAUUGGUACUAUCAAAAGGAGAUCCAGCCAGUUCAAGCCUGAUUUGAUACCCGAUGAUGCCAAAACUGGCCCCCCUCUCUUUCAGUAACUCAGUGUGAUGAUAGCCGAUAAGGUUGUCUGUUAAAAGUAGCUGUAUUGAUUUUUUUGUGCCUACCUGGGGAAGUUAUCCACUGCGCUUAUCAAAUUAUCACUAUUAUACAGAAUUUUUAAGGCUUCUUGCAUUAGACACCUCAUUAGGAGAGUCACCAGGCAUUCUCAGGCACGGAAUAUGAUAACAGACCUCCUUUUCCAGGACAACAGGAUAUUUCCAGUCCCUCAGCAUAUUUAUUUGUAGAUUCAUUAGAUUUAAAUGUUACAUCCUGUAUAAUAACAUAAAACACUGUGUUAUAAUGUAAACUGGUGUGAAGCCACUAAGCAUGUUCUUAACCAGACGUUUUAAUGCAUAUAUUUUUUUUAAUCAUUGUUUAGUUUAUUAGCCAACUGCUAAUCAGCCAGGCCAAAAUGUUUUUUUUUAUUAUUAUUCUUACCAUGCAGGAAUAUAAAUGAUUAGUUACUUGUUUAUCUGAAUAUAAUACUGUCUGUGCUUCCUGAAAGUUACUUAAUCCUAAAUAACAGCCAGGGGUUAACUAACCAGUUUUAAGGGUACAUUGAAUGAUAUAGUGUGGCUUUACAGUUUUUAACACUCAACUCAUCUUUAACAUAAUAAUAAAGGUACUGUAUCUAUGAGAUGUUUUACCUGAAGACAAAAUUUCUCAGUUAAUAAUAUAUGUGCAAAAUGUCUUUUUUUUUUUUUUUUAACUGUUACGUUGUUGAGUUGUUCAUGGGGGUAGCACCUUGUGUAGUUACAUAUAAUCAAAUGAAGUACAUUUUGUUCUUCUGUACAAUUAACUUACUAUACAGUACCGUAUUUUUCGCACUAUAUGGUGCACUUAAAAUCCUUUAAUGUUCCCAAAAAUCGUCAGUGCGCCUUAUGUAUGAAUUUUACCAGUAAGGAGCGGUAAAGCCACUUAAUGCUGAAGUGCAGCAUUAUACAGGAGUUUCAGUUUAGUUCUGCAGCACUGAGACUUGAGCAGCAUUAGCAUUAGCUGCUAACCACGCUAAGCGCUAACUCUUUCGCCAUUCAGAGGUGACUAUUAUCAGACUGUAGCCUGCUGUUAACCCCAGCUAGAGCUGCUGGAGCUGUAUUAGCCACAAACCGCGCUAAGCGCUAGCUCUUUCACUGUUCAGAGGUGAGUAUAUCGGACUGUAGUUUGCAUGUUCACUGUGUUAAAACAAGCUACGUGGGACCGCUAGCUAAUAUCAUCCUGGCUUACCAGAACUCUCAGGGUUCCUCAAUGUAGCUGCAUCAGGGAGAGCUUACGAGUGCUAACCAUGGCUAGCGCUAGCUAAGCUUACUGUAAAUAAACAGAAGCGCUUUACUCACCCAAAUAAACGUUUUUCUGGAGAGAAAUCUGUGUAGACUAACAUCCAGCAAUCGUUUGACUUUAAAAGAAAAUGUUUUUUUAAGAAUAAACUUAGUUUUACUUAACUUUGUUGACCCCCCACCACCACCCAGCGAUGAGACCUGCUGAAUUAGAAGGAAGACAUGGCAACACCCCUGUUUUUUACUAGUUUUGCAUAAUGUGCUGUAUAAUCUGGUGAGCCUUAUGUAUGAAAAUAGACCCAAAAAUACACAAUCAUUGAUAGUGCGCCUUAUAAUCUGGGGCACCCUAUAGUGCGAAAAAUAGAUUUUAUAUUUGUAACUCAGCUACAUUUUAGUCCUUCACAUUUAGUUACAUUUUUCUUUUCGUGUUUAAUUUCAUUGUUUUAUCUGUGACAGCUUUAAAAGUGAUUAGGGUGUUUCCACUCCUUUAGUUUGUUCAGUCUGGUCUGAAUCUGUGAAUACGUUUGUUAAAUUGGAGAAAAUUUCCUUUUGGUUCGGUUUGUUUUUACACAGGGAAAAUCCAAGAGCACCAAAAUGCAUCACAACAAAUCAUGUGAAAACAUUCUCUCUGCUAAUUGGUCAGACCUGUCUAGGAAAGGAGUAGGAACGAAGUAAAUACAGGAAGUGUCCUGUGUUCUGGACUAGUACUUUUUUCUGUGCUGCUUAACAAGGAGCAACAGCAGAGGUGACACUUGCUCAUAGUUGAUAAUGUAAUUAUCUGGGUAAUAUACCAAGUUAAACCCGGCUAUGGCAGCUGUUUAGCUUAAAAAUGCACAGAGAUUUACACCUGAUAGUUUAGUCAGAUUGCAGUCAGAUCAUAUUCUCACCACAAACUUACUACUUCUGGGGUGUGGUGGUUGUUGUGGUUUGAUCCCAUAUGUGAGUGCAAUUACUGUAUUCACACCUAUACAAAGAAAUCUUACCAUGGGUAAAAAAAAAAGAAUAGUGAGUCUGAUUUAAGUGUAAUAAAGAGGAGGUUUUCACAACUGUGUUUUAGAUCAAUUUAUUCAAACUAUGUUUUCAUUUGGCUUGUUGCGACACGGUUUGAAGCAUGUGGAUUUUACCCUAUGUGAAAACAAACCAAACCAAGGUCAAAAUGCUUCAAAUUUACAAAUACGGUAACUGAUUUUUGGACCAGAGCAAACCAAGAACAGGUGUGGAAAUGCCCUAAACAUUAUGCUCCUGUUCUAAGGCAUUUCAUAUGGUACUAUACUUCUACUUCUUAUUUAGAAAAAAAAGGACUUUUAUGUACUUAUAUGUUCUCGCAAUACUUUUACUUGAGUGCGGGUUCAAGCUAUUCCACCCAGCUCUGGAGCUUUGUAAACUAUGGUAUUAUUUGUCAAGUACAUACAACUUAUGUCAUAAUCGAUUAAUAAUAAAUGAUUUAUGUAAGAAAAAAUGUUUCAUAACUGCUCCUGUGAACUAGAGCUGAAAAGUGAGUUACUGUGAUAUUUACUUUACAAAGAGGUGUGGUGCUUUCGUGAGCUCUCAGGGAAUGCUAAGUGACAUACGCUGAUUCUUAUUGUUGCUGUCAGACAAAAACCUUCUAUCUCCAGUGUUUUUUUAUUUUCUGACAUAGUUUAAAUAUUGUUAAUCUUUGCAUUGUGUCAAAAUUGAGUAUCGAACCAAUAGAAAUGCUACAAAAUGACUUUUUAACAUUGAUAAAAAUUAUAAUGCCAGUUAUUAAUUUGCUUCUUAGCUAAAAUUCAUUGGAAUUGUACACUUUAAAAUACUUUAAUAAUUAAUGUUAUUAAUAAUUAUAUUACGUUUUUUAAUCACAUGACAUUUCCUUCUAAUUUAAAGUUGCUGUUUUAAAGAAACCCAUUUAAAUAUUUUUUGUUCAGGUCAAGAAAUUACUAGAAGCCUGUUAGAAAUUUGUGAUCAGACGGUAUAUAGUGGGAUCAUAAUGCAACAGAUGCAUAUUUACUCAGUGUAACCUAUCAAAUACAAACAAUGCAGAACAUUUAUAGAGGUUAUGUCAAAUUCGGUUUAGUGCCAGAUUGAGUCAGUCAAUGUUUCAAUUAAUGAGUUUAUUGUAUUUUUUUGUUAUUAGUCAAUGUUGCUUGUCUACAAAAUGUACCUUUCACCAGUAAACACUGUUCACCUCAACAAACUGUCAUUUCUUUACAUUUUUAUUUGGAAUGAAGAUGUUAUUUAGCACUAAAUAUACUAUAGUAUUAUAGACAGUAGGUCAGUUUUGCACUGAUUACUUUAUUGCCAGUAGAUGGCACUGAAGUCCUGUGGUUUCACUGAAGCAAGGCUGAUGUGCUCUGUAACAUGAUUGGCUAAAUCAAAUAAAAUACAUGAAUUAAAAA